GCCCGCCGUCCAAUCGCUGAUCGAGGCAGGGUCGGAAGCAGCUCGCGGCCCAGUCACAGCGUACCACGAGCCGCUGCCCCGCGCAUAUAAAGCGCAUGCGCGGAGAGAGGGCCUCCUUCCACAGUGCCACGUCCCGUACACCCAGAUCCCCAUCAUGCUGCGCCCCACUCUCGCCCUGUUGUUGCUGUCCACCGUCCUGGUCUGGGCCGACAUUCUCGAGGAGAACCACGUUCUGGUGCUGAAGAAGGACACGUUCGAGGAAGCGCUGAAAAAUGACUAUCUGCUGGUGGAGUUCUAUGCUCCCUGGUGUGGACACUGCAAAGCCCUUGUUCCUGAAUAUGACAAGGCUGCAAAGAUUCUGAAAGAUGAAGGUUCAAAGAUCCGGCUGGCAAAGGUAGAUGCAACGGAAGAGUCAGAGCUGGCUCAGAGAUUUGGUGUCAGAGGAUAUCCUACAAUCAAGUUCUUUAAGAAUGGAGACACUUCUUCCCCAAAAGAAUACUCAGCUGGCAGAGAAGCAGCAGACAUUGUCAACUGGCUGAAGAAGCGCACCGGCCCAGCCGCAGCCACCCUGAAUGAUGAGGCAGCUGUAGCAGCUUUAAUAGCAGCCAAUGAAGUUGUUGUUGUUGGUUUCUUUAAGGAUUCAGAGUCUGCGCUGGCAAAGGCAUACCUGCAGGCUGCAGAGGCAGUAGAUGACAUUCAGUUUGGCAUCACUUCCAGCGACUCUGCCUUCUCCAAACAUGAAGUUAAAAAGGAUGGCAUUGUUCUUUUCAAGAAGUUUGAUGAAGGCAAGAACGUAUUUGAAGGGGAAGCAACGAAGGAUGAAGUACUGAACUUUGUCAAAUCCAAUCAGCUGCCUUUGGUUGUUGAAUUCACGGAGCAGACGGCACCAAAGAUCUUCGGUGGGGAAAUUAAGACUCACAUUCUUCUGUUCCUACCAAAAAGUUCCUCUGACUUCCAAGACAAGUUGGAUAACUUCAAGAAAGCAGCCUCAAGCUUUAAGGGAAAGAUUCUGUUCAUCUUCAUUGACAGCGAUCACACAGACAACCAACGUAUCUUGGAGUUCUUUGGUCUGAAGAAGGAAGAAUGCCCAGCUGUCAGACUGAUUACCUUGGAGGAGGAAAUGACAAAAUACAAGCCAGAAAGUGAUGAUCUCUCUGCUGAGAAGAUUAAGGAGUUCUGUGACAAAUUCCUGGAUGGCAAAGUCAAGCCCCACAUGAUGAGCCAGGAUGUACCCGAAGACUGGGAGAAGAACCCUGUUAAAAUACUUGUAGGGAAGAACUUUGAGGAAGUGGUCUUCGAUGAGAAGAAAAACGUCUUUGUGGAGUUCUAUGCUCCAUGGUGCGGUCACUGCAAGCAGCUGGCACCAAUCUGGGACCAACUGGGGGAGAAAUACAAGGACCAUGAAAGCAUCGUCAUUGCCAAGAUGGAUUCCACAGGGAAUGAAAUUGAUACUGUAAAGAUCCACAGUUUCCCCACCUUGAAAUUUUUCCCAGCUGGAACAGAGAAAAAGGUAAUUGUUUUUAAUGGGGAGCGAACACUAGAUGGAUUCACAAAGUUCUUGGAAAGCGGAGGACAGGAUGGAGCAGCUGAUGAGGAUUUGGAAGACUUGGAAGAAGCAGAUGAGCCCGAAUUGGAAGACGAAGAUGACAAGCCUGAAAAAGACGAGUUAUAAAAGAUGGAGUUAAAACUGCAACAGCCAGAAGACACUAAGAGUGGAGGGGAGGAAUGUCUGGGAAUGUUUUACAUUGUCAGAGCUCUAAAAAGCAGCCAGGGAAAAUGCCAUCAGUCUGUAAAUGUUUUUUUGUUUGGGUAAAGGGAGCUUUGACUUUUUUUUUUGUUUUACGGUUGUCUAUUUUUCACUGUGAUGAUUUUUUUUUUUUUAACACUCAGUUAUCUGCCCUAAUGUAACGUUUGGCACUUGUUGCUGCUUCCUGUAUUGUGUUGUCCUGUCUUUAUGUUUUUUUAUUUUAUUGUGAAUGACAUACUAUAGAUGGAAAGAAUCAUUGCAUGGCUGGUGUCCCUUAAGGGCUGUCUUCAUUCCCUCUGUCUCAGCCACUCUUAGAUUAGAUGCAAUGAAAAAGCUGUACCUGCAGUGAUGGGUGUCGAACUUUCCAGCACCGUUCUUUUUCAUGUUGCCCUCCAGCGCCGGGUGGCGGCUUUCAGUAUUUUGUGCAGCGUACAGUCUCCCUGGUACGAUGACUCCCAAUGGACAGCAGUCCCUCCAGUGGCACAGCCCUGUAUUAUUGCCGUUUUGUUCAGUCCUGUCUCGUCAGGACCCAGCCUCUGAGAUUGCAACAUAUGACACUUUUUUUUUUUUCUUGUUUUGUCACUAGACAUGGGCAGUUUUGAAAAAUUUGAUUCUGAAAGCAUUCCAUCAUAUUUAAUUUGGGACGUGUUGGCCAAAUAAAUAAUUUUAAUAAA
Molecule: messenger RNA, 2421 nt
Organism: Nanorana parkeri
Lineage: Eukaryota; Metazoa; Chordata; Amphibia; Anura; Dicroglossidae
Gene: P4HB
Product: prolyl 4-hydroxylase subunit beta
Exons: 11
Coding region: 155-1672 (505 amino acids)
Biological process (GO): response to endoplasmic reticulum stress; protein folding
Cellular component (GO): endoplasmic reticulum
Molecular function (GO): protein disulfide isomerase activity
Source: RefSeq, a predicted model, not a curated record